Molecule: messenger RNA, 3018 nt
Organism: Colletotrichum destructivum
Lineage: Eukaryota; Fungi; Ascomycota; Sordariomycetes; Glomerellales; Glomerellaceae
Exons: 2
Coding region: 1925-2137 (70 amino acids)
Source: RefSeq, a predicted model, not a curated record
CGCCACCUCGACUCUCCAUCAUCAAGACACGGCCUUAUCCAUCCUCAUCCAACAUGCAGCCAGAAAUCAUCAAUCUUCAUACCAGCUCCCUCUCAAAGUACCCACACCAACCUCAAGCAGGGACACCAAACGGCGCGGUCCUGUCCGACAGUCUGAAAGUAAAUGCUAUCCCAGAAGCCAAACUUUCUGCCAACCAGACGAACCACAUGAGUGGCAGCUGAAGACAAGCGGUCACAGCUGUUCAGUCGAAGGAAAAGAAUCUCUAGCCCAGGCAAACCAACUGCGAACCAUCUUAGGCAAGACGAGGCAAUCCGGACGCCUUCUCGACCUUUGGCGGACCAUUGAUGCCUAGAGAACAGGCAGAGUAAGGCAUCAUGAGGCAGUUUUCGAGGUGGACUUCGAGGCGGGAAAAGUGAGGCGGGAGGCCUCGUGCAGCGUCACUCUGCAUGAUGCAGAAGCGUCACCCAUCCUCACCGACAGAAACGCGAGCCCGUCCCAUUGGGCCACGUCAACAUCGCAACGCCCGCCAUCAUCGACGCGAAGCCCACGACACCACGGCGUCGCGCGCACAUACGACCUGACCUUGGACGCUUUUCCCGCUUCCAUUCCGACCCAAUGACAGCUCAGGUAUCCGGACAGUCUCUUAUCUUGUUUUGCCCCGCUUCGCCCGGUCACAGUUGGCCCGAGAGUGCCGGGUUUCUUUUCGUCGUUGCAGCCUGCCGCAAAGGUCCAGUUCGUCCUCUUCCACUCCAAUCAGCGGAUGAGGCACUUUCUCGGAAAGGAGCGAUUCGCGUACUACAACGAUAUGUUGUGUUCCCAGAACCAAGGAGAGGGGCGUGUGAAAGACGAGCUUGAAGUCAAGCUUGUCGGAUUUUCGAAGAGCGCUCGCUGUCUUGCAGUGUUGCCGCCUUAAGCUCUUAUAGGGGUUUGCGAGCUGUUAUGGCUUUGUGAUGCGCGUUUCCUGUUCGGAGCCAAAAAUCUUCUCGGGCUGGAUCACGUUCUCGCGGUUUCACUUGGUCGACUCGAGAUUGUCGAACUUCCAGACCCUCGUGCGUCUGACGGCGCCGGAUCCCAGAACCCUUGGUUAGAUGCUCUUUCAUUUCAGUCUCGUCCCCAUGUACUUGUAUAGUGUUGGAAUCACCGUGUUCCUCUGUCUCGGUGGAUUUAAGAAGGGUGAACAAUACCCAAGUCCAACCUACUCCACCCGAUUCUUGAACAUCGCCUGGAGAAGCGCCGACGCCAGACAACAAGCAUUGCAAGUAGGGGGGUUUGACCUACCCCCGAGUCCACCUCCGGCUCGAAGCCUCGAGAAAACGGCUCUGCUCACCCAUUGCAUAUAUUGCUAACAGCCGUUGAACUCAUGCAACCACCAUGAUGUGCCCGCGGUGGGGGUGCCGCUUGUAUCAUCACGACGGUCAACGCUAGCACGAAAACCUGCAUUGGACCAUUGAGUCUGGACCUCACGAGCACCCAACGAGACCACCGAACAACUGACGAGCAAUCGCUCGCUCCUGGACUCGUCGACACUUGAUAUGCUGCCUGACAACUUGCCUGAUCUUGGCAUCGAACGCAUCGGUCAAGUCGUCUUCUCCAACCUCUAUGGGUUUUCUCAUCAACCCUAAGCGGCUCUUGUUUACACUUCGUCGACAGACAGGAGCCAACCAAAAAUGCAUUUUGAAGUUUUGGGCUCGGCGGCAUCUUGGAGAGCAAAUGGUUCGCCUCUUCCUGCCAUGAAAGUCGUAUUUAAACCUUACAGAUUUGGUCCUGAAAAACUUGGCUUCAACGUUCCAAGCACCAGUAUACUCGCGCGCUCGUUCAGCCUACCAAGACAGACGACGGCUCAUAACCUCCAUACGCAAUCCCGGCUACAAAAUCGGCCACCUCUCGUGACUCACAGGUUCCGCUCUGCAGACGUGUAGGAAUCAUGGGCGCGCAAUCCCAGAAAUCCGCCUACAAUGGUCAUUCAACCCCAAAGCAGACUCACGUGCACUCGACGGAGGAGUCGAAAAAGCAGCUUGCGAAGCGGCGGACCUCCAUGUACCUCGGCCAGCCCGCGUCCGAAGAACCGAGCGCAUACAGGGCCUCGUUUCGUUCCACUGCCGCCCACGAUGCCAGGCGAGAAUCGAGGCCGAUUUGAAGCGGGCCAUACGACGGCUCAGCGGCAAAUAAGCACAACCGUUUUCUAUGGACGGCAUAUCAUAAGAGGCGGUUCACGACACGGAGCAGUCGGGCUCGCUGAGGGUGUUGGAAUCGGCGUAACGGUGUUCUUUGGGAACGGGAAGAGAGAUAUUAUCAAUCUAAUGUACGCUUUAGGUUCUCAAGGGGGUGGGGGUUCUUUUCUCUUUCCAACACCCAUCCAUGUGCUCAACGGGCGUCGUAAGUCAGCAGUCGCCGCCGCAUCCCAAGACUACAACCAAAAUAAUGUCUCGAUCCAUAUGGACCUGUUUCUCUCCCGAUCACCUACGUUAUCCCCGUGGUAGAAUCGCAGCGCUUGCCAACGACACUCUCCUGAUCGAACUCCUCGGCCAGUUACCGAAGGUCGUGUUGUAUACACACAUGUGUUGAGGAGAAAGGCGCCAUGCAGGACAUUGGCUGUCGGCUGCCGGCUGCUAGACUCGUUGCCGAAUGUUGUUGAACGGAAGAGCGUCCGGGUUGACACGUUGGAGGCAGUUCCUCGGCCGUCUGGCUGUCUAGCAGGGCAAGCAGCAUGAUUUGCCGUUUUCAGAAUGUCGCCAUGAACAAUACUUGCCUGAAAGAACUCUCCCGCAUCUUCCUGCGGCCAAUAUCUUUUCAGUGGUUACGCCCCUCAGACACACAUAUGCAUGCAUUGCUGCAGUGUGUUACUUGUGGUUAUUCUGUUCGUCUGCCUCCCUCAUUGCGGGUUCAUUGCAUGCAAAACCUGACCGGCCUGCGAAGUUUCAUUCGCCCCUGUCCAUUAGCCUCCACGUACGAAAUGCAUGCCGAGGGGCUCGUUGACGCCGGCGCCCUGCAGUUCAUAUGUUGGGCAACUCAACCAAC